This is a messenger RNA of Drosophila busckii, 1850 nucleotides long. Its product is annotated as pre-mRNA-processing factor 17. Bases 89 to 1783 code for a protein of 564 amino acids. The transcript has 3 exons. Gene Ontology annotation, cellular component: catalytic step 2 spliceosome. Gene Ontology annotation, molecular function: protein binding; mRNA binding. NCBI's taxonomy places the organism in Eukaryota, Metazoa, Arthropoda, Insecta, Diptera, Drosophilidae. The record is from RefSeq and is a predicted model, not a curated record. Gene Ontology annotation, biological process: mRNA splicing, via spliceosome.
UGUUUUCAUUUUGUAUUCUAUGUUGGUUUUAUAUUUACAGUUUUUUGUGAAUAAGUAUACAGAAAUAGUGCGCCGUCUUUAAGUUAAUAUGCUGGGCUUGCAAAAUUACGCCAGCUCCUCAGAGGGGGAGGAGGACAACGAGAAAGCAGAAACCGAGGCUUUGCAUUUGCAGCCGCUCGACAGAGAACACUCUUUGUCGUUGGCAGUGUGUGCGGCACCAGAUGUAGUGCCCAUUGGAGCAGCAGCAGUGGCUAGAACGCUGGAUCCCACGCUUAAGGAGGUGUGCUACAACCCACGGUAUGACGAAAUGUUUGCACCAGUGAAAGGACCAGAACAUCCCGACAUGACCAUGCAACAGCGAGCGCCGCGUAAUACAUUGGCUGGUUAUGUGGAGAAGGCGCAUAUAAAUGCAUUCGAGUUUGAAAAUCAACGCCGCACAUUUCACACCUAUGGCUAUGCCUUGGACCCCACUGUAGAUGAGACAGCGGAUGGGCAGUCUUAUGUGGGAGACUUGCAGUCGGCUUAUGAUGACAAUGGCAAGACAGUAUUUGAAUCGCCAAAGCCAAAAAAAAUGCGUAAGCAAGAAAAGAAUGAUAAUCCUGAGGAUAUUGAAGGCUUUCUGGGUCCCUGGGGUAAGUAUGAGAAUGAGGUAACAGUAGCCAAGCCAAAUGAACAGGAGCGCGCCGAACUGGACGAGUUGCUCUCCAAGCGACACAAGCGUGGACGCAUACCCGAAGACAAACCGCUGGAGGAGAAGUCCACGUUGCAUAUUAAGGACGCCUACGAUUACCAGGGACGUUCAUAUUUGCAUGCGCCACAUGAUCUGGGUGUAAAUUUGCGUUCCAAUGCGCCGCCACCGAAAUGCUUUUUGCCCAAAGCGCAUAUACACACCUGGUCUGGUCACAACAAGGGUAUAUCAUCCAUACGCUGGUUUCCUAAGACAGCACAUCUGCUGCUCUCGGGCUCAAUGGAUUGUAAGGUCAAGCUCUGGGAGGUGUAUGGCGACCGACGUUGCAUACGCACAUUUGCCGGUCAUCGACAGGCUAUCAAGGACACCGCCUGGAACAACAAAGGCUCACAUUUUCUAUCUGCCUCCUAUGAUCGCUAUAUAAAGUUGUGGGAUGCGGAAACAGGCGAUGUGGUGUCUAGGUUUACCACACGCAAAAUGCCGUUCUGUGUCAAGUUUCAUCCGGACAAUAGCAAACAGCAUUUGUUUGUAGCAGGCACAUCGGACAAGAAGAUUAUCUGCUGGGACACGCGGAGCGGAGAUAUUGUGCAGGAAUAUGAUCGUCAUUUGGGUUCGGUGAGCACCAUUACCUUUGUGGAUGACAACCGCCGCUUUGUAACCACUUCGGACGACAAAUCCAUGCGCAUUUGGGAGUGGGAUAUACCAGUCGAUAUGAAGUAUAUUGCUGAUCCCACUAUGCAUUCCAUGCCAGCCGUUACCUUGGCGCCCAAUGGCAAAUGGAUGGCCUGCCAAUCGCUGGACAACAAGAUUGUUAUAUUCUCUGCGUUGAAUCGCUUUAAAAUGAAUCGCAAGAAGACCUUCACUGGUCACAUGGUCUCGGGCUAUGCCUGCCAGCUGGACUUUUCGCCAGACAUGAGCUAUCUAGUCUCCGGUGAUGGCGACGGCAAGUGCUACAUUUGGGAUUGGAAGACUACAAAGAUGUACAAGAAAUGGCAGGCGCAUGAGGGCGUGUGCAUAAGCGCUUUAUGGCAUCCGCAUGAAGCCAGUAAGUUAGUCACAGCUGGCUGGGAUGGUCAGAUUAAAUAUUGGGAUUAGACAACGUUUGCAUAAACUACUAAGCACAAUUGUAAAAAAAAAUCAAAUAAACAAGAAUAUUAAGUGU